AUGGCCGUCUCUGCCACCGCCCUCUCUUCCAGUCUGGCCUGCUUCUGCCCCUCCUCUGAGGCCUCCUCUUCUCUGUGUACUCUCCGGCGGAAGCCACUCUCCGUCCUGUCGAUGGCCCUGCCGGCGACAAAGGGGCCUGCGGCGGCGAGUUCUCUUUGUGUGGCUGGUUUCAGUGCGAAUUCGGCGAUGGAAGCGGGAAGGGGACGGAGGAGGGCGUUGGCUUGCUCAACGCCGUCGGCGUUUCCGUAUGUGGGGAGGGUGGGGUGGCACCGUAGGGAGGGGAAUGCGUCGAUCCUCUCCUCCGGCGGCGGGGACGAGGCCAACGCCGGCAAGGUUGACGAAGCCUCGUCGUCGUCGUCGUCGUCGUCCGAGAACCUCUCAGCUAUGCUCCCCUUCGCUGUUGCCGCCACCGCCGUCGCCGCCCUCUCGAGACCGUCCACUUUCUCCUGGUGCGUUGGAAAUCUCCUCUCCCCUGCUCUUUCUAAGAACUCAAAGCUCCGGUCCGUAUUGCUUCCGAGCGUUUGGGUUUUCUGCUGGUUAUCUUAGACUGGAUUUUUCCCGACGGAAGAUCAUUCGCAUGUUGCCCUUCUUUGGGAUUUGAUGAUCUUGUUCCGUGCUUUACUCGGAAAGAAACGGAUGCCUGCUUUCUUCAAGUCCUGAAGCAGAUUUCAUCCCCCUCCAAGAUUUCUCUGAGUUCCACCGUUUGACUUUUCGGAGCUCCAUCCAUUUUUGAACUGGGAACAGGAGACACCAGGGCAACUCUCUCCCCGUAGCGACCAGCCUCCAUGAUAGAACGCCCUGAUUUAGAUUGACUGAAUGCUCCUGGCCUACUUCCAGGAUGCCCAAAGAGUACUAUGCCCCAGCCCUCGGUGGAAUCAUGCUGUCCAUUGGCAUCAAACUAUCCCUAGAUGAUUUCGCUCUUGCCUUCAAGAGGUACGUUAAAAUUUUCAUCUCCAUUUCCAUUUUUAGUUCUGGUUCCUGCAACUCGGCUUGCCCAUAUGUAAUAAAUUACUCGGCUGUCGUCUCUUCCUCUCUCCCAUCAAAUCGGAAAUUUGCCAAUUGUUUUGGUGUCCAAUCUGCUGCAGGCCAUUGCCGCUGUCUGUUGGGUUCCUGGCGCAGUAUGUGCUCAAGCCACUCUUGGGCCUGCUAAUCGCCAAGGCAUUUGGGGCUUCUUCAAUGUUCUAUGCUGGGUUCAUUCUCACCUGUUGCGUGUCAGGGGCACAGCUGUCGAGCUACGCCAGUUAUCUGAGCAAAGGGGACGUAGCUCUGAGCAUCCUCUUGACCAGCACUACAACAAUCUCCUCUGUCAUCGUCACCCCCCUUCUGACUGGUCUUCUGAUCGGUGAUGUGGUUCCUGUUGAUGCUGGUGCCAUGUCCAAGUCAAUAUUACAGGUGAACAUUAGUUGGCUGAUGCCUCUCUGGGUUUUAUUGCUAGAUUUUUCUUUCAUUUAGUUAUAAAAAAAGGAACUUACCCAUAAUUGGGAAACGAUGUCUUAGGAAAUUUUGUUCCCUUUGCGUUCAGUGUAGAAAACCAGUCUUAAGGAAAUAUUCGUCUACUUUGAAUAUCUGAUGUAAUCCUAGUUUUUUCCUUGAUUCAUGAUUUUUUGUUUAAUUUAGAGUCUGUCAAAGCAUGAAAAGAAAUCAAAUAAAAUUUGCACUGAGAAUUAAAAUGACAAGAACAAGAUUUGCUGAUGGAGAUGAGCGCGUCUCGUUAAACCGGUUUUAUUGAGCAUGGAACAGGAACACCUCUUUUACAGUUUGAAUCUCUUCCAGAUCAAUACCCGCUAUAAUCUACAGUUAUUUACUUGUCGGGUGGAUUAUGAAUCUGAUGUUAGAUAUAUACUAUAUUUUUCCCCGAAUUUUAUUGACUUCACCUAACGAUUAUUGAUCGUGUAGGUGGUGCUCCUCCCCGUAACAGUGGGCCUGGUUCUCAACACCUAUGCGAAGCCUGUUGUGAACAUCCUCAAGCCCAUAAUGCCAUUCGUUGCAAUGGUGUGCACAUCCUUGUGCAUUGGGAGUCCUCUCGCCAUCAACCGCAAUCAGAUCCUGUCUGCAGAGGGCCUCCAGCUGCUCUUCCCCAUCCUCACCUUCCAUCUUGCUGCGUUCACACUCGGUUAUUGGCUCUCGAAAUUGCCAAUCUUCAGGUGAGACUCUCUCUCUCUCUCUCUCUCUCUCUGAGAAUUCGGAUCUUGAUAAAGGAGGCAUUUUGGAUCAUCUGUUCUCCACUAGCCGAGGACAGGAGGAGAAGAUCUUUGAAUUGACCGGACUCAAUUCAUCGGAUUCUUUAAAGUUCCCCAGUGAAUGAACACUGGGGAACACCCUCCGAAGAUCGUGACAGAUUCAGACCCAGUGAAUGAACCUCCUUUGAAGCCUCCUCGUCUGCUCUCUGCAGGCAUUUCAUCCCAAUUAUCCGCUCCUCCUCCUCCUCCCUCCUCCUCAUCAUCUUCUUCUUCUGAUUCUAAAUCUUCUAAUUCUUGUUCAAUCUUCUUUUAAUUCUUCAGGCAGGAGGAGGGGGUGUGCAGGACGAUAUCUCUGUGCACGGGGAUGCAGAGCUCGACGCUGGCGGGGCUGCUGGCGACGCAGUUCCUGGGGGCCAGCCACGCGGUCCCCGCCGCCUGCUCGGUGGUGGCGAUGGCCGUCAUGGGCCUCUUCCUCGCCGCCUUCUGGGGGACUGGUUCUCGUCUCAGAGACCUCCCAUUCCCCCUCUUCUUCUCCCCUCGUGAAACCUCCUGCUCCGGCAUGCCGUCUUGA
Messenger RNA from Spirodela intermedia, 2751 nucleotides. The record is from the annotation of a GenBank genome assembly. NCBI's taxonomy places the organism in Eukaryota, Viridiplantae, Streptophyta, Magnoliopsida, Alismatales, Araceae.